This is a messenger RNA of Exophiala bonariae, 390 nucleotides long. RefSeq lists its product as uncharacterized. The record is from RefSeq and is a predicted model, not a curated record. NCBI's taxonomy places the organism in Eukaryota, Fungi, Ascomycota, Eurotiomycetes, Chaetothyriales, Herpotrichiellaceae. Bases 1 to 390 code for a protein of 129 amino acids. The transcript is spliced from 2 exons.
AUGGCCACAGUUGCGCAAAGUCAAUCGGGUGAGGAGCCCCCUUCAGGCAUUCAGGGAAAGGGCACAAUCGACGAGCCUUACGACCAAGGAAAUGCUCCAGAAAACAACAGCAAACCUGAGCCAGUACCGACAGUCGCAGAGCCUGAGAGCCAGAGCGACGCGUCAAAGCCCAUACCGAGCGCGGCUGCUACGAAUGGUGCAAAAACAACCGAAGAGCGUGGAAGAGAUGCUCUAAGGGCGCCGGCUAAGAAUCGGAUUGAGGAGCGCGACGUGAGCCCCGGCACUCUACCAGACGGUAGUCACGCCCAAACAAGCGGCGAACGAGGUGAAGGCUAUGAGCCUGGAAAGUUGAACAAGUUGAAGAGCAAGUUACCAUUUGGGAAGCACUAG